UGCCCCCUUUGUUCUAUAAGAAAAAGUAUUCAGUUUGUAUGUGAAGUUCUGUUAUUUGAUAUGGAAAAUCAAGAUAAUCUUCUUACACUAUACAUCUAGUCCUUUUUGAAUGGAAUUGUGACAAAUAUUGUGUACUAUGUUUCUCUCUCAUGUUCAUGAAAUGGCAAUGGUCUCUGAUGUCCAGGAAGCUCAGAAGGAUAAUCUCAGGAGUUUCAAUGAUUAUAUGAUGAAAGUAUUAGAGCAACGUGGGUACCCUCCCGGGUCAGCUUGCAUUUGUGUCUUCUACUUCACAAGUCUCUUUUGGUAUGCCUAGCAUGGAGAUUGUUCCUCUGACUGGCAGACCUAUUGCGGAGAAAAAGGCAUCUGUCUAUGCUGAGGCUGCUCUUGGUGUUGGUGUUGGGAAUUUGCAAAGAAUCCGUGCCUUCCUUUGGAUUCGGUUGAGGGAUUAUGGUGUACUGGAUUUUGAUGCUGGCAAUGCUCGGCGGCUGCCUCUUGUUGAUACCACAUGGCAGCAGCUGGCAGAGUGGAUUAAUAAAGGAGGGAUGGUACCUGAAGAGAUUGCAGCUGCCGCAACAGAGGAAUGUGAAAGAAUGUUGAUUGUCAUUACCCAUUGACUUGUGAAAUCCAAGUACACAAAAAAUUCAAACAAAAGAUAUAGGAAAUAAUGUUUAAGUUCCAACUUUCAAGUGCAUAAAUUGUUGGUGGUUUCUUGUAUUUUAAGUUUCAACAAUCCUUCUUUCAAUUAUAUUAUUUUUUCAAAGAAAAAAAUAUAUUUAAUUAAAAAUUAUAAUCAACAAAGAGUGUAAUUAGGAACUAGUUUUAUUAUUAUUAUAUGGUAUUUACCUACAAAAGACCGUAGGUACAAGUAAAUUGACUUUUACCUACAGUUAGAGAUUAUAGGUAUAAAUUAGUAUCUUUUAUCUACACAUUUGAAAUUGUAGGUGUUACCUAUAGUGAUAGUCAAAUUUGAAUGUAGGGAAAAAUAUAUCCGUAGGUAAAGCCUAUAGUGACAGACUAUUAGUUGUCACUAUAUACCUCCUCAAAGUUGACGUCCAAAAUGUCUGUAGGACAAAAUCCUUUAUACAUCUACCUAUGGAUUUUGGACUUCUAGUGACAGAUUUUGUUUGUAGGUACAAGUCAUUUUUCUUGUAGUAUUGUUGACAACAACAAAAUUUGGGUUUAAUGAGGAAUUGAAUAUCAUGUUAAUUUUUUACCAGCAAGAUUCAAAAGAAGAAAAUUGCAAGUGUUUUGGAGGAAAAUUGAUGAAAAACUUGAAGAAAAAAGUUGAAUAUUGGGACAGCUCGCUUAGCACGCAAGAAGACCCAUGAAGAAACCCAAAGGCACGCCUAGUGUGAAUUCCGCACAAAGCGCAUGAUCACCGCCAUACACACUAAGCUCAAAAGGCCCACUUAGUGUGAUGUCGCAUGAAUUUUAAGCUACCGUAGACCUAUAAAAGGAGUAGGAAGCAAAGGAGAAACACACACGGAGACUCAGAACUCUCUAAUGAAUAAAUCCUGAGCCAGAGUAUCUCAAAUAGGGGAAACCCUCUUUCUAUGUCUAUUAUCUCCUUCUCUUCCUUUUUCUUUCCCUUCCCUUCUUCUAUCCACAACAGCUCCUAAAGUGUAAAUUAAAGCCUUUCAUGGUAAUGAGAGGCUAAACCCCCAUUGUUGGGAGCUUGACAGACCAACUCUAUAAUGUAAUUUUAUCUUAUUGUCUAUUUAAACCA
This is a messenger RNA of Glycine soja, 1726 nucleotides long. Its product is annotated as nuclear pore complex protein NUP93A-like. The coding region runs from base 306 to 614 and encodes 102 amino acids. The record is from RefSeq and is a predicted model, not a curated record. The transcript has 5 exons. Lineage: Eukaryota; Viridiplantae; Streptophyta; Magnoliopsida; Fabales; Fabaceae.